Volvox carteri f. nagariensis is the source of this 3726-nucleotide messenger RNA. RefSeq names its product RegA-like protein RlsE (gene rlsE). The transcript has 9 exons. The record is from RefSeq and is a predicted model, not a curated record. NCBI's taxonomy places the organism in Eukaryota, Viridiplantae, Chlorophyta, Chlorophyceae, Chlamydomonadales, Volvocaceae. Bases 1 to 3726 code for a protein of 1241 amino acids.
AUGACUCCGGCUACACCCACGCGCCGGCAGCCUGGGGUCCCGGCAGCCUUCAAGACUGGCCAAACAGAUGUUUUGUACCAACGGCAUCCCUACCGCCCCGUCCGGGCGCCAGUCUCUCAGGUAGUGUUGGGCCCGAAGGGGCUGUCGCCGCCACCGUUGGAGCAGCCCAGGCGGUUUCAACAGCUCCAAGCCGCAGCGUUGUCAGCUUGUUCGCUUCGGACAACAUGGAAGGUGCCGAAACGCGGAAGUUGGGCCCCAAGUCCCUUCGGCGGAAUUCGCAGCAAGUCAGUUCUGCCCCCAGACCUGCGGUUGCGGAGGCAGCUAUCCCUGGUAGUGGCGGCGACACAGCGCCAAUUGACUACGCCGGUUGCACAUGCCGUUCCCGCAACGGCAGCCGCUGUGGAAUGCUCCGAGGUUGCCGAGGCAGGCUUGGCGUCCAAAGCGCAACCCGACUCGGGCGGUGCUGGCGAGGCCUGCGAAAUGGAGGACGCCAAGCCAUCCGGCAGCUGGCGUAUCGAGCCAGAAGUCCUAAAGCAGGAAGCUAUGCAGGGCCUCGCGUCAAAGAACCCACAUCUCCCGCAGCCGGUCCGCGUCACAGUCGGACCUAACGCCUUCCGCCAGCAGCAGCAGCAGAUCCACAACCACCAGCAAUCUUCGUUGCAAUCUCAGCAGCAGCAGCAGAAUGCCAUACCCCAAGCAGCCAAGAAGAGGGGCCGAGACGCCGGAGGGGCCUCGCACCGGCAGUGGGGAUCGGCGGAUGGGGACGAUAGUGACGGUCAGAAGAAGCGCGGCGGCAGUUCCCGGGGAGCUGCAGGUCGUGGAGCCCGGCGGGAUGCGGACGACAUUGAAGACAAGCCACCCGUUUUUGGCAUGUUUUAUCCAGAUCGGUACAUGGUUGGCGUCGAUUGCAUCCUGGUUGAUGGAAUGUUCGUCAGUAGGAGCAGGUUUGAGAAGCUUGGCGGCUCGCUGAUGGCCAAGUGGUACAGAAGCAUACGCGUAGUUGACACCGCGGAGCCCUUGGGGGCCUGGCUUGAGCGCCACAACUUGCCGGUGUUCACUGGAAAGGCGCGGCAACGACGCCAGCGUGGCGCACCAUCUACUAAUGCCAGCGCCGCUGCAGCAAUGGCAGCGGCAUCCGCGGCUGCAGCGGCGAACACUAACAAUACCUUGGCUGGGGACACGGACAAGAACAGAGGGAGCAGCAAUAACUUGGGCUUGGACGUGGACGCCGGCACGAGCGCCUGCGGCACAGACGGCGCAUGGCCUGCGUGUCUGGAUGUCAAGGCGGAACCUGAGAGGUUUAGUGCGAUGGGUGCGGGGCUUGCGGUUGGCGAGGCACUUACUCCCGGCCAUGGCGGCAGUGGUGGCAGCGGCAGCGACGAAGGUUUGGCUGCGGACCUGUCCGUAACACAAAGAUCUCGCCCGGGGUUCCCCGCGGACAAGAUGUCCCGACUGGAAGGCACGCUGGGUGUGGACAAUGCUGAUUAUUGGCAGGGUAUGCGUCCGCUGAUGUUGGGGCAACGGUCGAUGAUGAUCGGGAUCCACUUGUCCGACACGGAGGCGUUAAAGCUUUCAAACCUUUCUCAUACAGCACUCGCAGCCCGUGACAGCUUGGCUUGGGGCCCCGGCAGCUUGCCAGCAGGUGACUGCGCAUAUGACGGCGCAGCUUGUCCACCUACGGGCCUUUCCAUUCGGCGGUUCGGCAGCGAUGGCGAUGCCGGACUGGCAGCCGGUGCCCACACGCUGGGAUGUGCAGGCCCCUCGAAGUUAGCUGCUGAGGCCACCGUUAUGCGCGCACCAGCUGCCGUGGGGAAGGUUGCCGGCGGUGGCUGCUAUGGGGAUGUCAGUGCCGUUGCCGGUUGUACCGAAGCAGGGGAGCUUUCUUUAGCGCCGGCUUCCUCCUGCCGCCUGCCCGAAAGCACUUCUCUAGAGUCUGCCCCGACCACCUCUUCAAGCCGUUGGACUAGCAGUAACUUCGUCCUUAGCCCAGGUGCGGGUGGCCUGAUGCAGUACAAUUCGAUUGAUCCCGUCAAUGAGGACGGCGGUCCUGCCGGACGGCAUGACUGGGACUCGGACAGUUGGGCUUACCCGUGCGGUCCCCUGCCACCGGAUAUGUCAGCGCCGGCGCAGGUGCCAACCCCAGCGCAGUACGGUCAAUAUGAAUUACAGCAGCAGCAGCAGCAGCUGCACAAGCAGUUGUACCCGGCAAUGUCGCGGCAGCAGAUGCACGACCCGCAGCUCGGUGCUCCACCAACCGUCUGGCCGCAGUCACGCACCAAGCCGCAGCAGGAGGAAAUAAAUCGCACAGCACAAUCCCCGUUUGUGCAGGUGCAGCAGCAAGGUACCGAGCAGCAGUCCUUACAGGGGGACAGCUCGUCGUUCUCCGUGUCCGGGGGGGCCCGCGCCCAGUCCCAGCUGCAACCUGCGCAGGGUGGCGUGAGCGUUGCAACAGCGAUGGCACCGCCGUUUCCAGAGGCGAUUGACCCCGGGCUGCCGUCCUUGGUAUCGCCGCCUGUAUUGGUACCGGCGGCCACUGCCGAGGCGACGGAUAGCCCGGCGCAACUCACACCCCAAAAGUCCGGUCAUAUGUACCCGCCCUCAAGCCGCCAUUGGCCGCCGUACAGCAACCAUUACUGGCCGUGCCAUCCAUACCCGCCUGGGCACACACGAAGUGUGCCGGGAAUGCCGCCGAGGCUUCCGGUGGGUCCAGGGGGCCCUGUUAGGCCGUACCAAAGGAACGUGUACCCUCGCGAGAUGACUCCGCCGGCGCCGGCACCGUCUCCCGCGCCGUUUACCCCACCAUAUGGAUGCUAUUACUCGCAUCCGUACCCCAGACGAGGACUUCCGCCGACCACGUAUCGUCGACGAUAUGCGGCGCCAGGCCCAGGGACCGUGGAUGUGCCACCAGGCGUAUACGGCGCUCGGUAUGAGGCUGCCGCCCUAAGCGGUCCGUACGUUCCUGGCAGGCCGGAGGUGGAGGCGCCGAUGGAUGGCGCAGCCGCCGGCUCUAUGUUGCACCCAACGACAAGCGCAUGCUUGGAUGAUGUGGGGUUAUCGGUAGCAGGCACGUCGGCGUGCAUGCCCGCGGCCCCAUCAGUCUCCCGUGCGCCUCCUGGAGGUGCUGUAGCAGGCGGCGACAGCACGUGUGGCACAGCUGCCGGAGCUGCGUCUGGACGCAUGAGCAGCGGCGGCGCUGUCAUGCCACAAACGGAGCUGCAGCCGCCGUCAUUGCCGCUGCAGCAGCAACACCGCGGCAUUGCGACAGCGGCUUCCAUGACGACGGCAUAUCCAUACAGUUGGGCUUCAACUCCGCAGCACGUCGCCAGGCCAUUCCCCACUAACAGCCGGAACCAACAUCCGCAGCACAUGCAUGAAGGCGGCUUUGCAGCGGACAUGGGCAUGGGGUUGACUUCGAGCAGCGCCGCGGCCAGCUACAGGCCCCAGGUGCCGGGCCUGCUCUUGGACCGCCGGCGGGGGGGGUGCCGUCUCGAGCCGCACUGUGUGGAAACUGUCCGCAGUUGCGGCUCUUCUAAGUUUAAGCUGCCGCUGGGCCGCCUGCCGUUGCCUGCAUGUGGACUGGUGUUCGUUGUUCGAUGUCGGACAAUUGGGGAGGGGCUUGAGGGUCCUUGGACUUCCUCGUACGUCAAGAUGUUGGCGCUCACCCGGGCGGCAGGGUUUGGGGAUAGCUUUUGCAGUGUUGCAUCAUCAUUCUUGAACCCAAUUUGA